CAAGUCACACGGUGUCAUAGCACAGUAACAUAUUUUAAAAACUGGUUGUAAUUUUAUUGAAAUCAUUGUUAUAACUUAUUAUAGUUAAUGAUUUAUUCAAUUCAUUAAUCCAAUGUUUUACCAGUAUUUUAUUGAGAAGUUUGUCAGCGUCGUUCUUUGUAAAGAAUUGGAAUGAUCAUUUAAAUAAUAAAGCAAGUUCAUUUAUCAUUUGAGGAGACGAGCUUGAUUAUCUAUUUUGAUUUUGUUAGAAAGAACAACAACAUGACCUCGCAAGCUUUAGCGUCUCUGACCGCCACAUACACUGACUCGGAAGGCGAGGAAGAUAUGGAAGAUGGACAACAAACACCGGAAAAAGAAGAAGGUAAAUCAAUCCAGUCGGCACCUAAUAGUCCCCAUAGAAUAGAAGAUUCAGUCAAGUCCUCAUCAGCACCCGUAUCUCCCAAAAGAAGAUUAGUUUCUUACAAUGACGAUACUGUAGUGUCGGACGAAGAUCAGUCCUCCCCUAGUGCCGAGAAUAGAGACGACAUGAGAAGGCUCUCAAUGGAAACUGAUACAGAUGAAGCAAUACAACGGUCUGACCCUGACGACUCAGAAGAUGGUGUAACUAUACCUCCAGAACCACCCGGCAAGUGUCCUAAGGAAUUGCAAGAGACAAUUGCCAAAUUCUAUAGUAGAAUGGUAAAUGAAGGUUUAGACAUGAACAAGAUAAUACAAGAUAAGAAAAAUUUCCGAAAUCCUAGCAUAUACGAAAAGCUGAUACAGUUCUGUGACAUCAAUGAGUUGGACACUAAUUAUCCUCCGGAAAUUUAUGAUCCCUUGAAAUGGGGAAAGGAGUCAUACUAUGAUGAAUUAGCACGUGUGCAAAAAGUGGAAAUGGACAGGCGAGAGAAGGAGAAGAAAGAGAAAUUGGCCAAGAUAGAUUUUAUUUCAGGUGUGGCAAAAAAACCCGAAAGUGAUGAAGAGAAAAAGCGGAAGUCAAAAUGGGACCAAGCGGCCCCUAAUGUGGCAGCAAAGCCCACCAUCAAGCAGCCGGGGUUGGUGCAGCAGCCACUGACUAGCAAUGUGACUGGUACCAAAGGAACUGUCAUAUCUGCAUUUGGCUCUUUACCAAAAAAACAAAAGAUAUGACACAAAAAUUGGAUUAGCCUGAAUUAAUGGCACAUUUUCAUAUAUGUACUUGUAAAUGAAAUUAAAUAUAAGGUGGAUGUUUUAACAUCAAUAAAACAUUUGCAUAUUGCA
Messenger RNA from Papilio polytes (common Mormon), 1239 nucleotides. RefSeq names its product SAP30-binding protein. The transcript has a single exon. The coding region runs from base 262 to 1128 and encodes 288 amino acids. The record is from RefSeq and is a predicted model, not a curated record. NCBI's taxonomy places the organism in Eukaryota, Metazoa, Arthropoda, Insecta, Lepidoptera, Papilionidae. Gene Ontology annotation, cellular component: nucleus. Gene Ontology annotation, biological process: regulation of DNA-templated transcription.